GUUGACUAUGAAAGCGAGGGGAAUAGAACCGAAAAAAUUCACCGCUAAUGGGAAUACCGAUAACGACCCCACUUAAAUGCGUUAAGAUCUCUAUAUUAAGCGAUGAACGUACUAAAAUGUACGGAAUGCUCCUGUUAAUCAUUCGAAGUUUGCCAAGAAGAAAGGUUGAACCGGCAUGCGUGAUAAUCACUUGCAAGACAAGGCAGUGUUCCGUGGCGGCAACAAGGCAGUGGACCAUGAGCGUGGGAUUCUCGACUUCGAGUUCGACAGCCAGAUAUACAAGAGUCGAAUCCGAGUACGAAGAUGGUUAAUAGGCAUUCUAAUUUCCCUGUUCACGUGCCUAAUUAUCAUAAACACGUACGCUACGGAUCAAUUUCGAGCGAUGCGAUUCGGAACUAUCGUCAACGACACCUCGCAAGAGAACUUCAUGGACUUCAAGCCUUUCUUCACGCCCGUGGCCAAUUCUGGCUUCGUAGUGCGCAACAAAGGUUGCCGAAUACCAGCGAUGGAUCCUUUUGAUCCAGCAAUCAAACGUUUCAUUCGUAAGGAGGCACCCUUCGUUUGCGAGAUGGGAGAUCAGCUACCUCUCGUUGAUUCGAACAACACAGCAGUGUUCAUAAAUCCGGAUGCUAUACACCAUUAUUACAACAAUACGAAGGAUAUCGACUGCUGUUGGCGUCCUUUCUGGCGAAUGAAAGACGAGGACAAUAUCGUUACGUACGACAACGAUUGCUCCGCUUUCCAGAACGCGACGACCAUCAGAGCUGAGUUCGUAAAAAUCGAAUGUUCACGAAACAACGAAGUGAUAUACAAGGACUACCACGCGUUUUUGCCUCGUUUUCGUUCGUUGGAACAGAAAUACGAGAAGGCGAGAGCUGCCAGGUUCAAGUCCGAACAUCUGAGCUUGCUGAUAGUUGGCCUCGACUCGGUUUCGAGACUGAAUUUUCAUCGAAUGAUGCCGAAAACCGUCGAAGCUCUGCGGAAGCUCGGAGCAGUGGAAAUGAUGGGCUACACGAAAGUAGCCGACAACACGUACCCGAACUUGGUGCCUGUUUUGAGCGGGCUGUCCGAUGACGAGCUACACCAGUCAUGUUGGCAGACUAAAGACAAACCGUUCGACGGGUGCCCGUUCAUCUGGAAGAACUUCAGCGCAGCGGGUUAUCGUACCGUUUUCGGCGAAGACGCCUGCGCCAUGACAACGUUCAACUACUUGAAACCUGGCUUCCGGGUCCAGCCGACCGACUAUUAUUUGAGGCCGUUUUGCAUCGCGUCGGAAAAGGACAUCGGCAACACGCACAAGUGGAACGCAAAUCUUUGCGUGGGGACCAGAAAAACAUUCGAGAAUUUAUUAGACUAUACCCGAAAGACGGCCUCGCAAUUUGCCAAAGUGCCAUAUUUCGCGAUGUUCUGGCAAGCCAGUUUAACGCACGAUUUUUUCAACUACCCGCAAUUAGGCGAUGACGCCUACCAUAAAUUCGUUUCUUAUCUAUCCAGCAAACAGUUGCUGAACCACACGGCAUUAAUAGUGAUGAGCGACCACGGGAUGAGAUGGGGCGAUUUCCGCGAGACAUAUCAAGGCAGAAUGGAGGACAGCCUUCCGUUUGUGUUCAUUGUGUUGCCGACCUGGUGGAAGGAGAACUACCAAGUGGCCUGGGCUAAUCUUCGAAAGAAUGCGCGGAGCUUGACGACAGCGUUCGACUUGCACGAGACCCUAUUGGAUCUAUUGGAGUCGAAACAUUUGGAGGAACCGCGCCUCAAGGAGCGUUCAAAAAUGUUAUCGGAUGCGAAAAGUUUACCUCGCGGGAUUAGCUGGUUCCUGCCGAUUCCUGAUUAUCGUACAUGUAGCAUGGCAGGCAUAGCCAGCCACUGGUGCAUGUGUCAUACUAGCAACGAUGUUCCUUUGAAUGACGAGAGUUACCAGGAUAAAGCAGAUUUCCUGGUCGCAGAAUUGAACAGGAUGUUAAAGAAAUUCGUGCAAUGCGCGACUCUCAAGUUAAAGGAGAUUAGAGCCGUUAAAGCGUGGCGAAACAAGGGUGAUAAAUUUGAUCUCGUUGAUUAUACGAUCACAAUUCAAACGGAACCUGGUGACGCGAUAUUCGAGGGGACGGUGCGAUACAGAGGAGAGGAUAAGACUAAAAAAUUGGUGGGAUCGGUUAGUAGAUUAAAUGCGUAUGGAAAACAGAGCGCCUGUGUUGACGAGUUCAACAUGAGGUUAUAUUGCUAUUGCUUGUAGAAUUAACACGUUUUGGUAACUUUUGUAAUUUUAUUUUGUCUACGGCUCUAAUUUCUUUAUAGCAUGGAAAAAGUAUGAGUUUCUUCAAAUAUAAUUACACGUUUAUGUUUUCUUCUUGUAUUUCAUAACGAUGAAAUCAAACUAAUAUUUAUUUAAUAUUUAAAAUACUAAAUUUCAAAAUAUUAAAGGACAUGCAAUCGUCAUGGUUACGAUAAAUGUAUGAUAAUUUUUACCAAAUACAAAUGACCAUUUACUCGAAAUAAAAGAGUACAACAAAGUUUGAUGUUCAAACAAUUCAAACAUAGGAAGACGUUUCUGUAUUAGUUUAUAAUAUAAAUUUAGGAUAUAAAUCAACAAAAUUAACAGAUGUAAAUAGAAUAGGUGUAUGAUAAUAUUUAAGUUAUUGAAGGCCUCAUUUAAACGAACAAGUAACAAAAGAGUUACUACUCGAAAGUUAACAAAUUGUUACAACAAAUUACAUUAUAAUCGACGAAAGAAUUGUGCUUCAAUUAUAAUUUGUAAGGAGAUUACAUUCGAAGGUGUUGGAUAAAUUUCUGCAAAGCAAAAGAUACGUAUAAUUUAACGCAAAAAUUUUAUAAUAAAAAUGCUAAUUGUAAAUUAAAUAAUUGAAUAGUAUUUAUUAAUGCUAAUGGCUGAUGUAAAUUUUACUGUAAAUAAUAUUGAUAAGAAAAUUGUAACACA
Molecule: messenger RNA, 2935 nt
Organism: Hylaeus anthracinus
Lineage: Eukaryota; Metazoa; Arthropoda; Insecta; Hymenoptera; Colletidae
Exons: 5
Coding region: 176-2233 (685 amino acids)
Source: RefSeq, a predicted model, not a curated record